Messenger RNA from Arachis ipaensis, 696 nucleotides. Lineage: Eukaryota; Viridiplantae; Streptophyta; Magnoliopsida; Fabales; Fabaceae. The record is from RefSeq and is a predicted model, not a curated record.
AUGGCUGAGUGGCAAGUGGAUGUUGUUUUUGCUCCACAGUUCUUCCUUCUAGACCCGGUGGAGACUCCAAAGAGUAACCGAAUCGGACUAAGGUCUGCUUCACCGGUUUUCCAGUCGAACCGGCCGAUUCAGUUCGAUUUUUACAACUAUGAAUCGUGUAAAGCGAACAUAGAGAUAUUGGUGCCCAAUGAUCAUUGCAUUGGCGACAGGAAAGCGUUCUUGACACUUCGGCCAGAGAAGGAAGUCGUCGACGAUGUGCUAAACUUGGUUGCUACCAUGUUGACAGAUGACCGGACAGAGAAUACUUGGUGGCUUCUGACGACUUUCUCGCAAAUAGCUCUGAAUCCGACAACCUACUGCAAGGAGUCGUUGGAGUACAUUGAACGCUGCUAUGUGGGUCCCGUGGACGACAUCACUAAGAUAUACAUACCCAUGUACACGGAGGGGCAUUGGUACUUAAUGGUAGUAGACAUGCGCAAUCGGCAUCUAAUUUAUCUGGACCCCUUCAAGGAAGAAAAGCUUUAUGACCAAAGGGUCGGCCAAAUGCAAUUUGUGGCUCUCUUUUUGCAUACAAUGCUUAGGGGGAGGAGAUUUUAUCAAAAGAAAAAUAGCAUCCCGCAAUGAUUAAGGACUUCAAACUGACAGAACCUAUUACUGGCCAACAAGGAGAGUAUUCGUAAGAUCCCAAAGAUACCC